AUGACUCCUGAACGACUACAGAAAGAAUGUCAACAACUUAAAAACCGAACUCAGUAUUUGGAAUGUCAGCUAGAUGAAAUGAAGGCAAAAUUGGCCGAAGCAGAGAGUGUAGCAAUGAAGAAGAGUGACGAAAAUGAACGGAUGGAGUCUCACAGCAACGUGCUUGAAUCAAAUAUCAAACAAAUGGCAGAGCUCGGAUCUAUGGAGCGUGAACGUUUAGAAACUAGAGCGAGCAGUGCGGAGGCACGUUCCGAGGAGCUAAGUGUCAAAGUAGCGCAGUUGUUAACGACUAUCAACCGCUUAGAAACGGAGAUUAGUGACAUGAAAAUGCAGCAGCUAGAGCGUUCGACUGAGCUUCAACUAAGGAUAGAUAUCCUUGAAGCUCAAAAGAGAGACGCGGAUGAGUCGAUUAAACACCUCAAUGACUCUUUAAAUUUGUCCCUUACCGAAUCGGAGAGGAGAUUGAAUGAAAGGAAUCAAUUAACUGACCAAGUCAACGAACUCAAAGCGCAGUUGUCAGAAAGAGAAGGAGACCUUAUGUUGCGAGACGCGAAAUUAGAGUCGAAACAAAAAGAGCUCAUUAGUGCUUGCGAAGCUUCAAGAGUUGCGGAGGAGAAUCUUCAGCAUGCUGAGCAGAUGCUAGCUGCACGUUCAAGUGAAGUUGCAGCUAUCGAAGCUCGUUUGAAUGAGGUUGUAAAGCAGUACGAAGAGAAGAUGGAGCAGAUUCUGGAGAAAUAUGAAAAUGUGGUAGCUCAAGUUAAUGAGAAUGCAGCUACAUCUGAAGGUGGAAAGUCUGCCGAUCUGACAGCUAAUCCAGAUUCAGCAGGAUCUGUUAUAGAAUCACUGCAAAGCGUUGUUAGGUUUUUGCGUGAAGAGAAGCAAACGGCCGUAUCACGUUCGAUGACUGCCGAAGUAGAAGUGAGGAGGCUUCGCGCGGAAGUUGAUGAAAUGCGAUCUAAUCGUGAUGACCUUAGUGCGACAGUUCGCCGAUUACAGUCGGAAGUUGUUGCAAAUGCAAAUGCACUAGCUGAAAAGGCACAACUGGCCGAACGUUUGGAAACGAUGGCUGUGGUUCAGAGGCAGAAUACGAUGUACAGGUGUGAAAAUGAGAAGUUGCACAAAGUUUCUACGGAAUUAUCAAAACAGGUUCAAAUUUAG
Molecule: messenger RNA, 1158 nt
Organism: Strongylus vulgaris
Lineage: Eukaryota; Metazoa; Nematoda; Chromadorea; Rhabditida; Strongylidae
Source: the annotation of a GenBank genome assembly